Messenger RNA from Pseudogymnoascus destructans, 1353 nucleotides. It is a transcript of the gene CCP1, whose product is annotated as heme peroxidase. NCBI's taxonomy places the organism in Eukaryota, Fungi, Ascomycota, Leotiomycetes, Thelebolales, Thelebolaceae. The transcript is spliced from 2 exons. Gene Ontology annotation, molecular function: heme binding; peroxidase activity. Gene Ontology annotation, biological process: hydrogen peroxide catabolic process; cellular response to oxidative stress; response to reactive oxygen species. Bases 262 to 1353 code for a protein of 363 amino acids. The record is from RefSeq and is a predicted model, not a curated record.
GGGGGACUCCCAGCUGUGUUUCGGCGGGCGCGGAGAGAGCCGGACUGCGUAAGCCGGAACUUCGUUUCGCUGGCUUUUCCAAACCUUCAUCUACAACUUUUGUACAUCUGUCAGAUCGUGACAUCUUUUCUUUCACUCUGUGUGGUCUCUGUGUGUUUUCUUGAUAUAGUUGAUUGAAGGGAUUGAUACUCUUCUUCUUCUUCUACUUUACUUCACCUUACUCUAUUUGAGCUCUCGUCGAGAAAAAAGUUUACCGCCAAAAUGGCCUCAACAACCACCCGCACCUUCGCCCGCGCUGCCCUCCGCUCAACCCCAGCUCGCAGCGCCGUCUACGCCCUCCCCCGCCAGGCAUUCCGCCAGCAGUCCCGCCGCGGCUACUCGUCCGAGGGCAGCUCCGCGCCCAAGGCCUCAGGUGGCUCUGCGCUCUACUGGCUCGGUGGUCUCCUCGGUGCCGCCGGCGCCGGGUACUACGUCUACGGCCAGCAGAACGGCUUCUCUGCCGCGGCCAAGGGCCCGUUCCAGCCUACCUUUGAGGACUACCAGAAGGUCUACAAUGAGAUCGCGGCGAGGUUGGAGGAGAAGGAUGAUUAUGAUGAUGGGUCGUAUGGACCUGUGCUCCUGAGACUGGCGUGGCAUGCGUCGGGAACUUACGAUGCUGAGACGAAGACGGGAGGAAGCAAUGGAGCGACAAUGAGGUUCCAGCCUGAGGGAGACCAUGGUGCGAAUGCGGGAUUGAAGGCUGCGAGAGAUUUCUUGGAGCCCGUUAAGGAGAAGUUCCCCUGGAUCACCUACUCCGACCUCUGGAUCCUCGCCGGCGUAACCGCCAUCCAAGAAAUGCAAGGCCCCACCAUCCCCUACCGCCCCGGCCGCACCGACAAAGACGUCGCCGCCUGCACCCCCGACGGCCGCCUCCCCGACGCCACCCAAGGCGGCAAGCACCUCCGCAACAUCUUCGGCCGCAUGGGCUUCAACGACCAAGAAAUCGUCGCCCUCUCCGGCGCCCACGCCCUGGGCCGCUGCCACACCGACCGGUCCGGCUUUGAGGGACCCUGGACCUUCAGCCCGACGGUGCUGACGAACGACUUCUACACGCUGCUGCUGGAGCAGACGUGGCAGUGGAAGAAGUGGAAGGGACCGGCGCAGUAUGAAGAUAAGGCGACGAAGACGCUGAUGAUGCUGCCGACGGAUUAUGUGUUGAUUAAGGAUAAGGGGUUCAGGCCGUGGGUGGAGAAGUAUGCGAAGGAUAAUGAUUUGUUCUUCAAGGAUUUCGCGGCGGUCGUGACGAGGCUGUUUGAGUUGGGUGUGCCGUUUAAGGAGGAUACGCCGAAGUAUGAGUUCAAGCCCACGGCUUAG